AAUACCUUCACGCCGUGGAGCUGUUGUUUGCUGCUUUGACCAAAUCGGAGAGCCUCAUGUUAUUGGAUGUGCUGAUCCUCAUGUACUGCAAAGAGAGCAAUCAUGCGCACUCCCACUUUAUUGAAAGCGCGUUACUCCGCUUCAUAACAAAAUGCGCCACCUCAACCGCUGCUAAAGCACUGCAACUUUGUUUUUCUCGAGCCAAUGAUACGGCGAUCCAGGAGAACACGCGCAUGAGAGUUAUUUAUAACGUUUUGGCAUUAUUUCUUCGAAAUGUACUGCUUUUGUCUUUCCGUGUUAUUGUUCCUGACACCUUUUGAGGUCGAACUUUCUGCUUUUGAAACUUUUUAUCUCGCCACUGUCAAGCUCAUUGCGGAGAACGCUGCCAAGGAAUUUACAGGGGAGAUGAGCUCCGCAGUCUUGGACGCUUUGUUAACCAAUAAGAUGAAAGCGUUCGAGCUUGUACGCGUUCUUUAUUCGGUUGCGCCGGUGUCAUUCGUGCACUCUCAAAAAAGCACGCUCGUUUCCACGUUUUGUGCCCCGCAGGAAGUCGUCACCGGAAAGGAGCUGACCAUGCAUUUAGUGAAAGCUGCGCAUACCGCAAAAACGGUGAAGUGGCCUCUCGCUCCAGCAAAGAAGGAAAACAAACUCAUGUACUACCAGACGGCGUACAACGCGCUGGCGGAGAUCGUAAUGCGCACGCAAAAUAAAAUAGAAUUUUACAGCGGCUUUCUUUUCGAGGAACAUAAAGCACGUGGCCAACUUGUGUUCGAGCGAUUGGUCGAUUUGGACCACACAUGGAUAUAUCCGGUUCAGCUGGACGCUCCCUCUUCCUUCGUCCGCACUAAUAGAUGCCUAAGCCAAGGACAAGCGGUCAGCGACCCCUCAAACCACGUGCUUAUCCACAGCAGCUUAAGCGUUGAUGCUUCUAUGUUUUCGGCGUUUUCUCAACUGCCCGGUAUGCUGGAGGAGGUCUACGAUGGCAGUCAGCAGCUGACAUUGGACAAAUACGAACUUCCGGAGAUGCCCGCCGACCUCAUCAACCAGAACAUGUGCAUGCCCACUCUUUUAGCCGUCAUCGACCGCAUCGAAUAUUAUAUAAUGAGCACGAGCAAAAUGGAGGAGCCGCCUCUCUGGAUGGUGCAGUUGCUCAAAAAAAUGAGCGUCGAUACGCACAUAAACGUCCGCCUUUUUGUCGCCAAACUAGUUUGCAACCGGCCCGGUGUCUUUUCGCCUUUCGCCAACACGUGGACUAAACACUUUCUUCGGUUGGUCCUCGACUACGCACGUUUCUGCGGGAACGGCAUCAACCUUUUCAUGGUGGAGAUGUUUUCUGUGAUUCUGAGUUGGUUUUAUCCGGGCUCCCAAGGAGACAUCCUUUCCACUGCAGUCGACCCGACGUACUCGGACAGGGCGGUGUUCUCAGAAGUGUUCGAGUUUCUACUGAAAAACUCGCACGAGGAGAAGACAACCAACAACAACCUACUUUUGCUGCGAAUGCUCGUGGAAAUAUGGAAGGAUCACUUGGAUGUCCCUACUCAAUUGCUCUACGAUUGGCUAACGGAGUCCAAUAGCCCUCGAAUGAACCUUCUUGGGGUUCAAGUGACAGGAAUGGUACUGGUGAACGAGGUUUCCGGCUUCUUGGACAGGUACAUGAUACAGUUGCUCUCGCACUGCUCUUAGUCAACAGGGGUGUG
Molecule: messenger RNA, 1697 nt
Organism: Zophobas morio
Lineage: Eukaryota; Metazoa; Arthropoda; Insecta; Coleoptera; Tenebrionidae
Product: DNA-dependent protein kinase catalytic subunit-like
Exons: 17
Coding region: 274-1683 (469 amino acids)
Biological process (GO): double-strand break repair via nonhomologous end joining
Cellular component (GO): nucleus
Source: RefSeq, a predicted model, not a curated record